This is a messenger RNA of Fraxinus pennsylvanica, 1119 nucleotides long. The record is from the annotation of a GenBank genome assembly. NCBI's taxonomy places the organism in Eukaryota, Viridiplantae, Streptophyta, Magnoliopsida, Lamiales, Oleaceae.
AUGGCAGCUAGGAAGCGACGUUCAGCAAUAAACACCACAACGGCAAAACCCGACCCAGAUAAAACCAAUCCCGAAACCGUACAAUGCUUUAUAGGUUUUUUUAUUACAGUUUCUAUGAUUCCUGUGGCAUCGAAGUACGUGCUGAGGAGAAAUUUGUUUGGGUUUGAUAUUAACAAGAAAGGUACCUCUGAGGGAUCCAUUAAAGUGCCUGAAUCAUUAGGCAUUGUAGUGGGGAUAGUUUUUCUAGUUGUGGCAAUAUUGUUUCAAUAUUUUAACUUCACAGCAGAUUCAAAUUGGUUAAUUGAAUACAAUGCGGCACUAGCAUCAAUCUGCUUCAUGAUUCUGCUUGGAUUUGUCGAUGAUGUCCUUGAUGUGCCUUGGAGAGUGAAACUAGUGUUGCCAUCCAUUGCAGCUCUUCCAUUGUUAAUGGCCUAUGCUGGGCAUACAACUAUCAUUAUUCCAAAGCCUCUUGUUCCAUACGUUGGAUUAGAGAUUUUCGACUUAGGAUGGAUAUAUAAACUCUAUAUGGGACUCUUGGCUGUGUUUUGCACAAAUUCAAUCAAUAUUCACGCUGGCAUCAACGGCCUUGAAGUUGGGCAGACAGUUGUUAUUGCUUGUGCCAUCUUGAUACAUAAUGUCAUGCAAAUUGGGGCGUCAAAUGAUCCAGAAUACAAACAAGCACAUGCAUUUUCCAUUUACCUUGUUCAACCCUUACUGGCCACUUCUUUAGCUUUACUUUCUUACAAUUGGUAUCCAUCUUCUGUUUUUGUUGGCGACACAUACACGUACUUUGCGGGAAUGACUAUGGCAGUAGUUGGUAUUUUAGGCCAUUAUAGUGAGACACUUAUGAUAUUCUUUCUUCCGCAAAUUUUGAACUUCUUGCUCUCUCUUCCUCAGCUAGCUGGUAUUGUACCUUGUCCACGGCAUCGACUGCCUAGGUUCAAUCCUCAGACUGGCCUACUAACAGGGACAAAUGAUGGGACUCUUGUGAACUUAUUUUUGAGACAGUUUGGUCAGAAGUCGGAGAAAACCCUUUGCAUUCUAUUGUUAAUUUUCCAGGCCAUUUGUUGCGGCUUCUGUUUUUUUCUACGGUGGAUCCUCACUGGUUGGUACAAAUGA